AUGCUGCUGGAGGAGUCUCCCUCAGAGACCUCAUGUCUUUACUUUCUCUUACCCUCUUUCGAGCCCUCACAACAAGCCGUGUUCUGCGCCUUUUCCAGAGCUUUCUCUGCUACCUUUCUUGUUUCACGCAAUUCUUUCAUGAUUUUCUUCAACUGGGUAACAGCAAGGCUUGGUUCUCCAUCUUGGGCACUAGACCUUGUGCUUUUGAGUCGAAGAUUGGACAUCGCAUUUCCCUGGAGGGAUGUGUUUGGAGUUCCUUGUGUAGGUUCAGUCAUUCUUUAUGAUCGAUUUUGCAAGAUUCCCACAGGCGGCGCCAACUGUUGGAGUAAGAUUUCUUUUAGGAAGAAAUACCUCCACAAGUACUUGACUGAAGUCUGCACACUUCUUUGGUUGAAAAAGAACUCUGGAUCGCGUUCUAGAGAACAGACGAUGGAAAUGGGUACUCCAUCAACAACAACCGUGACUCAGAAGCUACCCGGCAACAGGACUUGGGGCUUUUUUCAAAUUGCUAAUCAUGGAAUACCUGUUGAUCUUUUGGAGGAGUUAAAGGGUGGGAUACGUGGGUUUUUUGAGCAAGACACUGACGUGAAGAAACAGUUUUACACUCGUGGGUACUUCAAACCUUUGGUGUACAAUAGCAAUCCUGAUCUAUACAGGGCACCGCCCACUAAUUGGAGGGACACUUUUAUGUGCUACAUCAUGUCUUUUGGUUUAGUAGGAUUAGGAAACUUGAGUUUGAUCUAA
This is a messenger RNA of Prunus armeniaca (apricot), 744 nucleotides long. Lineage: Eukaryota; Viridiplantae; Streptophyta; Magnoliopsida; Rosales; Rosaceae. The record is from the annotation of a GenBank genome assembly.